Messenger RNA from Linnemannia hyalina, 1212 nucleotides. NCBI's taxonomy places the organism in Eukaryota, Fungi, Mortierellomycota, Mortierellomycetes, Mortierellales, Mortierellaceae. The record is from the annotation of a GenBank genome assembly.
AUGGACCAGGACCGCCCCAACAAGCGCCAAAAGUCAUACGACAACAAGCAGAGGUCAGGACCAGAAUUCGAAGGCAGUCAGAACAACUACCGCGACAACAACAACAGAGAAGACAGAGAUGAACACAGGACAAAGGCACCAUCAUUACAGCAGCUCCAACACGCUGCCCAUCUCGCCUACCAGUUCCCAGUCCCCGAGAAGGGCCGCAAGUGGACCGUUUCAAUCGCCCUUCCUGGAAGCAUCCUUGAUGGCUCUUUGACCGUCGAGCUGAAGACUUACCUCGUUGGACAGAUCGCAAGGGCGUGUGUGAUGUUCAAUGUGGACGAGAUUGUGAUCUACAAUGAGUCAGCAAAGGGAUUGUCAAAGGAGAACUUGGGCAAGGACGACUAUCUUCCAAAAUCAGACCCCAACCUCUUCAUGGGACGCGUACUCCAAUACCUCGAGACCCCUCUGUACCUCCGAAAGCUCCUGUUCCCAAUGCAUCGCGACCUGAAAUUCGCAGGACUCCUCAACCCCCUGGACCCACCCCACCACGUCCACCUCGACGACAGAUCUCUCUACCGCGAAGGAGUUGUCGUCCGCCCCCGCGACAAACAAUACUCGAUCGUCAACUGUGGAAUGCGCAAAGAGGUCCUCAUCGAUCGUCUCGUCCCUACGGGCUCCAGAGUCACCGUCAGGAUCCAUGGCGCCGAGAAGGAAGACCGGAAUAAGAAGAUGGACAAGAACGCAAAGACUUUGGCGGCGAUUGCGGCUAUGGAGGCUAGUCUUUCGGGCGACAAGGGCGCUCAACAGAAAUAUUUCAUGGGAACUGUGGUCUCACCCAAGACCCCUCGGGAGGAGACUGGGUAUUAUUGGGGGUACCAGGUUCGAUUGGCGGAUGCUGUUUCUAAAGUCUUUACAGAGUCGCCUUUCCCUGAUGGAUAUGAUCUGACGAUUGGAACGUCGGACAAAGGAACUCCCAUCUCGCCUGCUGUCACAUCCUCAAUCCCCAGCUUCCAACACGCCGUCAUUGUCUUUGGUGGCGCCAACGGAAUCGAAACGGCAGUCGAGGCUGACGAAGAUUUGAAGUGCGGAACUGAAGAUACAAAAGACAUGUUUGAUCACUGGAUCAACACCUGUCCAAACCAAGGAAGUCGUACUGUCAGGACUGAGGAGGCUCUCCUUGUGACCCUCGCUGCACUGCAAGGAACAUUCACGGCACAAGGCAUUUAA